UAAUGUCCAAGUCUGCUAACUAUCUAAAUAGCACAGACUAGUAUUCAAAACAACACAAACUAGUAAUCAGAUAGCAGAUAGCCAGAUACUAGGGCUGUCGGUCGGUUUCGGUUUAACCGAAAACCAAUUUCUCGGUUAUCGGUUAAACCGAGACCACGCUGACAGGUACCGGCCACCGACCGCCUAGCAUGCCACGAUUAGCCGCCAACCGACCGACCAGUUUCGGUUUCGGCUCGAUCUAACCGUGGUAACCGUGAAACAACCCCAACUCUCCAAAAACCAAACAAAAACCUGAAAACCUAACCCUCCAAAAACCCACACCCCUCGCCCAAACCCAUUUCCCCAAUCUCCAUCCCCAACAUCCCCAAAUCCCUAUCCCUAACCCUAACCGCAAACUCUGCAAUCUCAUCUAAUUGAAUUGCAAAAACAUCAAAAAGGAGAAGGGCGGCGGACGGCGGUGACUCGCUAGACUCGGCUGGGGAUAUUGGCGCCAGCGAUGGAGGUCAGGGAGGGGGAGGGAGAAGGUGGAGGAGGCCUCGGGCUCUCGGCGGCCGGGAUACUGGCGCCGGCGAGGAGGGAGGUCCAGGCGGGGAAGAAGGAUCGUCGGAAGCAGUGAGCAAGCGAGAUUUGUUCCCCCAAAGUAGAGGACUGACGAAGAAGAGACUAGAAUGAUUGUUUGAGGGUUCGUGAGAUUAAUGAUCGGCGGUGGAAUUGGUGGAGGAGGAAGAGAAAGAAGGGGAAGAUAGAUACAGAUCUGGUGAGGGAGAGGGGGGAACAUGAUAGAUCUGUCAAAGAAGAAGGGUGAAUUUUCAAAGGGAAAUGCAUGCAAAGCAAUAAUUUUUUUAUCUGAUUUGGGCGAAUCCGUUUCUUCUUCUUCUUCUUCUUCUUCCUCGUCCUCCUCAUGGAUUUGGGAAACUUUGUAGAUGUGAGAAUGGCGAUGAAUAUGGAUAGGAUUUUGGGAAGGUUAAGUGGGUCUCGGUUGGGCCCGGUUAGUCGGAUAACCGCGGUUAACCACCGUCGGUUACUCGGUCAACCGACCCCUUCCUUUUCCCAUCCGACCACCGACCAUCACGUUAACCGGUCAGUUUUCGGGUUGCUGGUAACCGGCGAUUUUCGGUUAAAACCGACGGUUACCCGCUAACCGGAAACCGAAAUGCCAGCCCUAGCAGAUACCAACUAAUAUCCACAACCAACCAACUAGUAUUCAAUAUGGAUACUCUUAUGUGUUAUCUAGAUACUCUUAUGUGUUAUCUGGAUACUAAUUAUGUGUUGUUUGAAUACUAUUAUGUGUUGUCUAGAUAUUAGUUUGUGAAUUUGGGAUAAUAGUUGAUUCAUGGUGGAUAUCAGGUAGCAAACUUUGAAUACUAGUCUGUGCUCUCUAGAUACUUUAAUUUUUGGAUAUUAGUUCAUGUAUUUUAAAUAUCAGUUAAUAUAUGCUAACGAAUCUUCAAGUUAGCAGAUUAACUUCCCCUCACCUCAGCUACACAACACUAACAGUUUUAACACACUAAAGUCUAAACGACACUGUCCAGAUCAGAGCUGAACUGUAAAGUAGCCUCGUGAGUAAUGAGUCGACGACCCAGACUAAACCAGACCAGCAAUAAACAAAACAAAAAAAACGAAAUGGAUAUGGAUCAGGGAAGCUCCACCGUGACGUGACUGUGGCGGUCCUCCUGGCAGUGCCGAUUUGAUGCCAUCGCCGUACACUUACGCACAGAUUGCCCAUCAACCGCGAGCUUUGACCGCGGCUCCGGCCCACGGCGGAGGGAGACGGAAAGUAUCAAUAUGACGACGACUCAAGGUGGGUCGCCGUGGGCAGAUCUCCCCGACGAGAUCCUCAAAGCCAUCGGCAGCCGCGUCGAUCGCCCCGUCAACGUCCUCACCUUCUGCUCCGUCUGCUACUCCUGGCGCUCCGCGGUCUCCAUCCCCGACUUCGGCCAGCUAAUUCCGCCCCUCCAAGUCCGGCUCCCUUACCCCACCGACGUCGACGGCGUCCUCACCCCCUCCACCAUGUACUGCGCGGAGUUCCAGCCUCCGAUCCCCAAUGGAGAUUCAACCUCCCACGCCGACGACGCCGCGUGGGGCGGCGGCGGUCGGCUGAUCAAAAUCGAGGAAUCCAACCGCGGAAAGCUGCAGCUCCUGAACCCUAUCUCCAACCUCAAGCUCCGAUACUCUCCGAUUCAAUUGAGCUUGGCCGACUUCCACGUCGUUCAAUUGAGCACCUCAUUCCGCCUCAGAUUGCGGACUGGAUUCACAGCUUUCGAGGUAAACAAAGUCAUCCUGUUUCCCCCCUCUGCGGCGUCGUAUUCGCCGCCCCAACAGGAGAGAGUCACCGUCGUAGCCAUUUUCCAGGAAGGCAGAUUAGGGUACUGGCGAAACGGAGACGAGUCUUGGACUCUAUUAGACGACAAAAAUUUCGAUUACGACGACAUAGGUCCGCACCGGGGUCAAUUCUACGUCGUCGACAGAUUGGGGAAACUGUCUCGGAUCGAUUCGUCCUUGAGUUUCGUCGAGUCCCGCUCACCGCCGCAGAUCCCCGAUGGCGGCGGCGGGCAGAAGAAUCUGGUGGACUCCGGUGGGGAUCUGUAUCUGGUCGACAGGAAAUGGAACCCUAGAGCGGUGGAUUUCAAGGUCUACAAGCUGGACGAGGAAAUGGGGGAAUGGGUUGAAGUGAAGUCGUUGGGGGGUGAUGAAACAGUGUUUGUGCUGACGACAGAAUGUUGUUUCUCGGCUCCGGCUGCACAGGUCGCCGGUGGGAGAAGGGAUUGCAUUUACUACUCGGAUGAUGAUGAUUAUGUGGCCAGAGUCAUGUUGACUACUGAGAGCAUUCAGGUGUUUCAGUUGGAGGAUGGUAGUAUUCAGGAAGUGAAAUCGUUGCCUCGCGAGUCUAAUAUAUUUCUACCUCCGGGCUUUCGUACCGAGUUCUAGACUGCAAAAGGAGCCGCCAUCGUUGACUUGUUGUUGUACUUCACAUCCUUGUUUGUUUCACUCUCUUGGCUGUCGCCUUUGAUUGAUUGCUUUGUUUGGUGCUUCGGCUGCUUGAUAGUUUGCUGUGUUUGGUCAUUUAUAUCGCGAGGGAAGGGAAGGGAAGGGAAGGGAAGACAAAGGCAUUUUGAUUCACAAUGUUUAAGACGGGAAAAGAUAGUAUAACAACAGUCCGUAUGUUGUUACGGUACCAACAGCAAUCAUUAAGGACAAAAAGGUAAUUUAAUAUAAAAUACAAAAUAAA
Messenger RNA from Linum trigynum, 3229 nucleotides. The record is from the annotation of a GenBank genome assembly. Lineage: Eukaryota; Viridiplantae; Streptophyta; Magnoliopsida; Malpighiales; Linaceae.